Molecule: messenger RNA, 7167 nt
Organism: Xiphophorus hellerii (green swordtail)
Lineage: Eukaryota; Metazoa; Chordata; Actinopteri; Cyprinodontiformes; Poeciliidae
Gene: mpdz
Product: multiple PDZ domain crumbs cell polarity complex component
Exons: 49
Coding region: 186-6551 (2121 amino acids)
Molecular function (GO): protein binding
Source: RefSeq, a predicted model, not a curated record
AAAUGUCCACAGAGAGGAUCGAGUUACUCUACGCCCCAUCUUUAAGCCCCGGUCAGUGCGCCGUUAGCUGUAGGACAACAGAGGAAACUAAACGGGGAGGAAGACUGGCUGUCUGGGAAAGAAACAGCUCUACCCUCAUGCCUUGAAAAAGGGAGAAAACUUCAUUAUCACCUGGCGGCUGAAAAAUGAUAGAAACAAUUGAUACCCAGCGUGCCUUGCAGGCGGUGGAGCGUCUCCAGGCCAAACUGAAGGAGCGGGGGGAGGUGCCCACCGAGGAGAAGCUCAGCCUGCUCAGAUCGGUGCUUCAAAGCCCACUCUUCCACCAGAUCCUGGCCUUGCAAAAGUCUGUCCAGCAUCUCAGAGAUCAGGGUAGUAUCACAUCAUCCAGAGGAAGUGACCUCAAUGAUCACAGCAUCAAAGCCAAUGGCAGCCAUGCUUCCUAUUCGGAUGACUCCGCAACUUCACAUAUCAACGGGAAAACCUCUUUGGAAGAAUUUGAGGGCAUUAUCCACUCUAUGGCCCAGGGUCGCUAUGUGACAAAUGUGGAGCUGCAGAAACCAGUGUCAGGGGGUCUCGGCUUCAGCGUGGUGGGGCUAAAGAGUGAGAACCGUGGAGAGCUGGGAAUCUUUAUUCAAGAAAUUCAACCAGGAAGUGUUGCCUACUGUGACGGGAAGCUAAAGGAAGCGGACCAGAUUCUGGCGAUAAGCGGUCAACCUCUGGACCACACGGUCACCCACCAACAAGCCAUCAGCAUCCUGCAGAGUGCUUCAGAGAAGGUGCAGCUCACCGUGGCCAGAGGGCCGAUACCUCAGCUGACCAGUCCAGUUGUGUCACGCACACCCUCUGCUGCUAGCACGUUAUCAGCCCACUCCAGCAAGUGGCAGCACGUGGAGACGAUUGAGUUAGUAAAUGACGGCACUGGUCUCGGCUUUGGGAUUGUUGGAGGAAAAACUACGGGGGUUAUUGUCAAAACCAUAAUUCCUGGAGGCGUCGCAGAUCAGGAUGGACGCUUACGAAGUGGGGAUCACAUCCUGCGAAUCGGAGACACCGACCUGUUUGGCAUGGGCAGCGAUCAGGUGGCCCAGGUCCUCAGGCUGUGUGGCAACAGGGUGAAACUGGUUGUUACCAGGGGGCCUGUGGAGGAGACGCCGUCUGCCGUCAUGUCUGUGGUGCUCCCCACUGUCGCUGAGCAGCAGGGAAGUGAAGAAGAGGAGAUUGAAGCAUUUGAUGUGAGCCUAAGCAAGAACACACAGGGACUGGGCAUCACUAUUGCUGGCUAUGUUGGAGAUAAGAAUUCAGAGCCCUCUGGCAUCUUUGUAAAGAGCAUAACAAAAGACAGUGCAGUGGAUCAGGACGGCCGGAUUCAUGUUGGAGACCAGAUAAUCGCCGUGGAUGGCGUAAACAUCCAGGGAUGCACCAAUCAACAGGCAGUGGAAGUUCUCAGACACACCGGCCAGACGGUCCACCUUAAGCUGAUCCGGCGAGGCUUCAGGCCCGACGACGAGGAGGAACCCCCCACCGUGACCCCUAUCGUCUCUAUCUUGUCCCCUUCUGCCACCGUCCCGACCACAGCCACCGUCAUGAAGGAGCUGGAGUUGGAGAGGAGCACGGCUCAGCAGCCCACUCAAGCAGCCGUCGUUGCUCAGAAGCAGUUCCAGACAACAGGAGAGGGAUCUGAUGUCAGCUCCGCUGUGGAUCAUCUAACAAAAGACAAACAUGGGCCGAAGUUAACCCCUACUGAAGAAGACAAACUGAUGAAGAAAUGGCAAGAGAUUCUUGGUCCAAAUAAUGAAGUUGUGGUGGCUCAGGUGGAGAAGUUUACUGAGAACAGCGGCCUGGGCAUCAGUCUGGAAGCUAGCGGUGGUCAUCAUUACAUCCGUUCAGUCCUUCCUGAGGGACCAGUCGGCCGCUGUACAAAGUUGUUUAGUGGGGAUGAACUGCUGGAGGUGAAUGGGAUUUCUCUGAUCGGAGAGACCCAUAAAGAGGUGGUGAGAAUCUUGAAGGAACUUCCAAUCUGUGUGUACAUGACAUGCUGCAGACCUGCUCCAGAUAUCCAGAUAGAUAUGGAUACAGUCCAACCAAAAUCAGAUGCUUUUCCUACAGAAUAUAAACUGAAGAAUAACAUCAGCAGUGCACUGGUUUCUGAAGUUUCAGAGACGAAUGACAUAGAAGAUCCACAGGAUACAGUUACCGAAGAGGCAAUUGGAUCUCCUUUGGCCAUGUGGGAGAUGGAGAUCCAGAAUAUCGAGCUGGAAAAGGGAGAAGGGGGAUUGGGAUUCAGUAUUUUGGACUACCAGGACCCGCUGGAUCCCUCCAAGACAGUGAUCGUGAUACGCUCGCUUGUUCCGAACGGUGUUGCAGAGAUGGAUGGCAGACUUCUGCCCGGCGACCGACUCAUGUAUGUGAACAGCACAAACCUGGAGAAUGCCACCCUUGAGGAUGCCGUCCAGGCACUUAAGGGGGCCAAGGUUGGAAAAGUCCAGAUUGGAGUUGCCAAACCUCUGCCUGGAAUAUGUGGAUAUUCCCAUUCUCCACACCCUUUUGGUGAGCAGGAAAUACCUUCAUCACCCAUCAUCCAUUCAUUUGACUUCAGCAGUAUUUUGAUUGAAGAAGGAGAGGAAGGAGGACUGACUGAGGGCAUCCUUUACCGAGCAGAACCUGCAUUGAUUGACACAAGUGAAGGAGACCUAUCUGAUGAUAAGGUGUUAGAUCAUACUUACUCUGGGAUGGAGGACGAUACAUUCCAGACAUCAAUGAUCGCUCUCCAUGGCAGCAGCUGCAGUGCUGACUUGGAUUGCCUGCAGUCAUCCACACCCAAGCUGACAGCCCGUCUGAACGUGUUGGAUGAACACCCCGGCUUCGCAGACGACGCUCUGGCGUUCUCCACAGAGAAGUCGGCCUCUUACACUCCAGCGACUUUGACAGGUCACAUCCCGGCGAUUAAUACCAUUCUAAGCAGCUCAGAUCAAUACUUGGCAAAGCACCCGAGUGAAGAACAAGAACCAGUCGGGUGCUCAGACUCCUACAGCCUGUUUGCAGAGAUAGAGGCCAAACACAUUGACCAGGAGGCACCUGUGGAGCACCCUCUCUGUCUGAUCGAACCAGUCAUCUCUUUUAGCGAUACGGAAGACACAACGGAUAAGGAGAAGGCUGGUGUGAAAGAAUCUGCUGAAGACGACAACAAAGCAGCUCUGACCUCUAUGAGCAAUUUUGAGAGGACCAUCACAGUUGUCAAGGGCAACUGCAGCCUCGGGAUGACAGUGAGCGCCAUGAAAGAUGGGCUGGGGAUGGUGAUCCGCAGUAUCAUCCAUGGGGGGUCCAUUAGCCGUGACGGUCGUCUGGGAGUGGGCGAUCUGAUCCUGGCGAUCAACGGAGAGCCCACCACCAACCUGUCUAACGUCCAAGCUCGUGCCAUGCUCAGGAGGCACUCUCUCAUUGGACCAGACCUCGGAUCUGCUUGUGCACCUGAGGACGAUCUGUGCCCGUUUUAUGUCGUUACAUACGUCCCUGCUGAGUACCUGGAGGAGUACAAAGCCAGCCUCGAGCAAGCUACGGAUGAUAGCUUCACUGAGACGGCUCAAGAAGAUAUUCCCAACCUCCCAGAGCGUGAAGAUGGAGAGGGAGAGGAGAGUGCCUCAUACAGCAACUGGAAUCAGCCAAGGAAAGUGGAGCUUUUCAGAGAGCCUGGUAAGUCCCUGGGGAUCAGCAUCGUUGGCGGCAGAGGGAUGGGCAGCCGUCUGAGCAACGGGGAGGUGAUGAGGGGCAUUUUCAUCAAGCACAUCCUGGAGGACAGCCCUGCUGGACAAAACGGGACACUAAAGACUGGGGACCGGAUAGUGGAGGUGGAUGGCGUCGAUUUACGAGACGCAAGUCAUGAGGAAGCUGUGGAAGCCAUACGGAAGGCAGGCAACCCUGUUUCCUUCUUGGUCCAGAGUAUUAUUCACCGAGCCAGGAAGCCGCCCCUGCCCUUUCUGCAGCUAAAUAGCCACCGUGACUCCAGCCUUUGCAGCACUAAUCAAAGCUCCUUAGCGCCUGCCCUCCCUCAGCAACCGCCAUCGAUAACAGACUCCGUUGAGGAGAGAGCCGUGCCGAAUUACAGCAAGGACAAGGAGGGUGACAGUCACAGUAGACUUUUUCUCCGCCUCUCCCCAACUAACCCUUUCACUCCUACCCCGUUUAAGCCGGCGAAGCGUGAAGCGCCAAAGGCAUCUCCCACCGGCUCCGUCCUCCCCCUGCCAGUGGUGCCCCAUGUGGGAGAGAGCGAUACAGACAAGCUCACUGAUAUUCCUGGAAGACCUGCAGAAACGGUUGAGCAGAGCAAGGAGGAGGAGGAGGAGAAGGAAGAGGAGGACGAGUUUGGAUACAAUUGGAAGAACAUAAUCCAGCGCUAUGGCAGCCUCCCAGGGGUCCUACACAUGAUUGAGCUGGAGAAAGGCAAGACGGGCCUGGGUCUCAGCCUGGCAGGGAACAGGGACCGCUCCCGCAUGAGUGUGUUCGUGGUGGGAAUAGACCCCAACGGAGCAGCUGGCAGGGACGGACGGAUGGGUGUGGGGGAUGAGUUACUGGAAAUCAACGGACAAGUUCUUUAUGGCCAAAGUCAUCAGAACGCAUCGUCCAUUAUCAAGAGCUCUCCAUCCAAAGUUAAAAUCAUCUUCAUCAGGAGCACAGAGGCACUGAACCAGAUGGCUGUGGGACCUGUGAGAGAGCAAGAGGGAGACACGGCAGAGUCCCAAACUGAGCCAAAAACAUCUCCCGCUAACGACGAUGAUGCUUCAAAACAUGUUCAUCACAUCAUAAAGGUGGAGGAGGACGGCAUUGCGUUUGUAGAAGGGAACACAGAGUCUGGCCUUGAGAUUCAGAGCAUAUCUGAAGCAACCGAACACACAGGAAAUGACGGCUGCAUGAAACCAGGGGACAAACUGUUGGCUGUGAAUGGGGAAUCAGUUCUUGGAUACACAGUUGAAAAGGUGAAUUCUUUAUUGAGAAAGGCCAAAGGUCCAGUGAAGCUCACAUUUGUAACAAAUGAGACCGUGUCCUCCUACCCAACUCCCCAGUCGGCUUGUCAGGACACCAUUAGCUCAGAUGGAGGACACACCAGCUCACCCAGCAUGCUUAGCACCACGCCGAGUACUUUAAGUCAGCCAGAAGCAGAGAUAAACACUGGUCUGAGUCGCUCUUCCACCCCUUCCACGCUGGCCUGCGACCCGGCAACCUGCCCCAUCAUCCCCGGCUGCGAGACCACCAUUGAAAUCUCCAAAGGCUGCACCGGACUGGGCCUGAGCAUCGUGGGGGGCUGCGACACCCUGCUGGGAGCCAUCAUAAUCCACGAAGUGUAUGAAGAAGGAGCAGCCUCCAAAGAUGGCAGACUUUGGGCAGGAGAUCAAAUCCUAGAGGUGAACAGCAUUGACCUGCGAGCAGCCAGCCAUGAUGAAGCCAUCAACGUGCUGCGGCAGACGCCCCAGAGGGUUCAGCUGACGGUCUACAGGGAUGAAGCCCAGUACAAGGAGGAAGAGCUGUGGGACUCCUUCACUGUGGAGCUGCACAAGAAGCCGGGCCAGGGUCUGGGUCUGAGCAUCGUAGGGAGGAGGAAUGACACGGGAGUGUUUGUAUCCGACAUUGUUAAAGGAGGUCUGGUGGACGUGGACGGCCGACUGAUGCAGGGCGACCAGAUUCUGUCGGUUAACAGCGAGGACGUCCGGUCAGCCACUCAGGAGGCCGUGGCUGCGCUGCUCAAGUGCUGCGUUGGGCCAAUAAAGAUGGAAGUCGGGAGGUUUAAGGCCGGUCCAUUUCACUCCGAGAGACGACUUUCCCAAAGUAGUCAGAUGAGUGAAACCGGCAGCUCCAAGGUGGCCAGUCAGUCUGGUUCCGAAUCAGAAAACCCUCCAAGUGAUUCUGACAUACCAAGCAAAAAUCAAGAGUUUGCAGAGCACCAAGACAUCAGAACGGUUGAGUUCACGAAAGGCCCUGGCGACUCUCUGGGAAUCAGCAUAGCCGGUGGAGUGGGCAGCCCUCUGGGUGACAUACCCAUCUUUAUCGCCAUGAUGAAUCCCAACGGCCUCGCUGCUCAGACGCAGCUCAAGAUGGGAGACCGAAUUGUCAGCAUAUGCGGCACAUCUGCUGAAGGCAUGAGUCACUCGCAGGCUGUCACUCUGCUCAAGAACGCCACGGGAACAAUACAGCUGCAGGUGGUAGCAGGUGGCGACACCACCGUGACGGGGCCCACUCAGAAGCAGGAUGGGGGUUCUCUGAUGCCCAGCUGCAUCUUCCAGGAUGAUAUUGGCCCACCUCAGUAUAAGACGAUCACUCUCGAAAGGGGACCUGAUGGACUUGGUUUCAGUAUAGUCGGAGGGCACGGCAGCCCCCAUGGAGAUUUACCUAUUUACGUCAAAACAGUGUUUGGAAAGGGAGCGGCGGCCGAGGACGGCCGUCUGAAGCGGGGAGACCAGAUCAUCGCUGUGAACGGGCAGAGCCUGGACGGAGUCACGCAUGAAGAAGCCGUCGGCAUCCUGAAGAGGACCAAAGGAACCGUAACCCUCACUGUGCUUUCAUAGACGACAAACCACAAUCAACGUUUUGCUGUCCUGCAGAGACCGAGGCUGAAUCCACAGUGAUCUUGUUACUAAGGUGACCGUGUGCACCUAGAAGAGUUUAGAUAAUCAUGAAGAAGCGUUUUGUUUACUGUAGGUCUGAACACUGUGGUUCAUCGAAGCCUACUGACAGACUGAGAAGAGAUCACAACAAUAAGUAUUUUUAAUUAUGUGAAGCAUUCCCUGACACUGGAUCAAAGUAUGUAAAUGCUGCUCUGAAGAAACUUCCUGGUUUGAGCGUGUUUCGGAUUUAUUUGUUGAAGUAUAGUGCUGCUAGCGCUCGUAUGUAAGGUCUUAUGACUCUGUAUUUGUUUUUGUACUACGCGUCAUUAAAUGUACAGAAACAUACAUGAACUAUUUUUAGAAUCACGUCUGGAAAAAGUGGGUCGUCUGCACUUGUGAUUAUAAGGUUCUUGGUUGCCCAAAAUAAAGUGAUCCGGUGUGUAGUUCUGGAGGUCACUGGUGUGUGUUUUGGAGUCUAGGUGGAAAGAUAACAUGUCUGUUUUAUCACUUUAAAUGUAUUUUUAGUACUGUUUAUGUGAACACUGAAAUUAAACAAUAAAAGUGACCUUCGGCUUUA